Chilo suppressalis (striped riceborer) is the source of this 1652-nucleotide messenger RNA. NCBI's taxonomy places the organism in Eukaryota, Metazoa, Arthropoda, Insecta, Lepidoptera, Crambidae. The record is from the annotation of a GenBank genome assembly.
AUGAAAAGUGGCCUAUUAAAUUCAAGUGAAAUUUAUUAUAAUCACAAAGAUGUUGCUUAUUUAAUGGUGAUUGAAAACAAUAAUAAUUUAAAUUCAACGUUAGAAGAUUAUAAUUUAUGCGACGAUUUAAUUUUCAACACAAGUCUUGGAGUUGAAAUAGUAGUACAAGAAUGGGAAGCUAUAACAACAAUAGUUGUGUUAUCUAUUGUAAUAAUCAGCACAAUAUUUGGGAACAUACUCGUCAUACUCGGAGUGUUUACAUAUAAACCUCUGAGAAUCGUGCCAAACUUUUUCAUAGUCUCAUUAGCUGCUGCCGAUUUAGCUGUUGCGGUACUAGUGAUGCCAUUAAAUGUGGCAUAUUCAACUUUGGGACGAUGGCUUUGGGGAAAGGAUUUGUGUAAGAUGUGGUUGACUUGUGACAUUAUGUCUUGUACAUCGUCUAUCUUAAAUCUUUGUGCUAUUGCUUUGGAUAGAUAUUGGGCAAUAACGGAUCCCAUCAACUACGCACAUAAGAGAACACUGAAGCGAGUCUUAUUUCAGAUAACGAUGGUUUGGAUACUGUCACUGAUCAUAAGUUCCCCACCCCUUUUAGGAUGGAACGAUUGGCCUGAUAAGUUUUCACCCGAAACUCCUUGUCAACUAACUUCCGAGCCUGGCUAUGUCAUUUACUCAUCGUUGGGAUCUUUUUUCAUACCAUUAUUAAUAAUGGCGAUUGUGUACGUCAAGAUAUUCCUUGCUGCUAGACAAAGGCUUAGAAGGCGAACGCUGGCAGCUAGGGUGCAAAAAACGAAAAUAAUUCAUGACCUCCAAGACGACAGUUUGGAAAAUAAGGAAGAUAUAGAUAAAGAUUCAGAUAGUGGAGAUGCGAUUCAGCGUCAUAGAAAAGCGUUUUCGGAUAUGAAGAAAAACUUUUUUGUCCCUUUGCUUAUGUUCCACGAUCCAGGGGCAAGACAAAGUAUGGAAAAUAAUAUGGUGUUGCAAAUGAAUAUUUCACCUGGAUCUUGUGGGAAUUAUACGUCGCAGGUGAUGGGAUCUUUUAAGAAACUGAGUCAUAGGAAGAAAAGACAUGAAAAAACUGUAUUGACUGAACUAAACAGCAGCGGUAAUGUAGUGCAUCAAUUUAUUGAACAGAAGCAAAAGAUUUCUUUAUCGAAAGAGCGACGCGCAGCAAGAACGCUAGGAAUAAUAAUGGGUGUGUUUGUUGUGUGUUGGCUACCAUUUUUCCUAAUGUAUUUGAUAUUACCAUUCUGUCCUUGGUGUCGCCCUAGUAACAAGUUCAUUAAUUUCAUCACCUGGCUGGGAUAUGUUAAUUCGACGGUAAAUCCGUUGAUUUACACUAUUUUCAAUUUAGAUUUUAGAAAGGCAUUCAAAAAGCUAUUGUGUAUGAAUAUAUAAAUUGGAACAAAAAAUGGUUGGUUCAUGUGAUCCGACAUUUAUUGUGAAGAUUUCUGAAGAAAGUUAAAUAGGUUUUACUUAUAUAUUGAAAAUUAGGCAAUGGUCCUUCAUUAAACUUUAAUAAUAAUUUCCAGUAAAUCAACGUGAUAAAUUAUAACUUUUUUUAACUAGUUUCAAAGCUUAGUUGGGUCACUCGUCUCAGCAUACGUCUAAUUGUGCUUCAACAAAACAUGAAGAGCUGAAGCAUUGUGAAGUGC